This is a messenger RNA of Vitis riparia (riverbank grape), 1575 nucleotides long. RefSeq names its product cilia- and flagella-associated protein 251-like. Gene Ontology annotation, biological process: regulation of DNA-templated transcription. NCBI's taxonomy places the organism in Eukaryota, Viridiplantae, Streptophyta, Magnoliopsida, Vitales, Vitaceae. Gene Ontology annotation, cellular component: nucleus. The transcript is spliced from 4 exons. The record is from RefSeq and is a predicted model, not a curated record. The coding region runs from base 94 to 1311 and encodes 405 amino acids. Gene Ontology annotation, molecular function: protein heterodimerization activity.
CUUACAUUAUAUCGUAUCGCACAUCGAUUGCAGCGAGGAAGUUUGAGCGAAGCCCAGUCAGAUAUUGUGCAGUGAGACCAAGCAUUAGGAGACAUGCCAACGAGUGUGUCUGAGUUGGGGUUGGAGCUUGGCGAGAUGAGAAGCAGACGACUCAUCGAAAAGCCCAGUGGAAGAAGAAAAGGCAAGCAGCUGAGCAUCAGCAAGAUCAACCAUGAACUUACAGAAAUCGUAACCAUCCCCUCCUCCAGCUCCGACGACGAAGCAAACACCACUUCUCUGCACCAGAAGGCGGACGAGACCCUCCUGCACCAGAAGAAGAAGAAGAAGGAACCGAAGGUGGAAACGAAGAAGAAGACGGGGGCGAAGGUGGAAACUAAGAAGAAGAAGGAGGAGAAGGAAGAUGAGAGCGCGGCUCAUCUGAAGAAGAGAAAGAACAAGGGGGAAGAGAGCGUGGCCCAUAAGAAGAAGAAGCUGAAGAAGGAAGCGGGGAAAGGGAGCUUAGGGCAGAAGAAUGAGAAGGGAGAGGGAGAGAGUGUGGCACCUAAGAAGAAGAAUGGGAAGGGGCAGGAAGAGAGCAAGGGGACUCUGAAGAAGAAGAGGAAGAAGGAGGAUGAGGAAGAGGGCGUAACGCUUCCGAAGACGAAGGGGAAGGGGAAGAGGGAGGAAGAGAACAAGGGGAAUCUGAAGAAGAAGAAAAAGGAGGAGGAGGACACAGGGGGCGUGGCGAAUCAGAAGAAGAAGGGGAAGGGGGAGGGAGAGAGCAGCAAGGCGAAUCUGAAGAAAAAGAAGAAGAAAGGGGAAGGGGAAGGGCGAGAGGGCGCUGCCACUCAGAAGGAGAAUCAGAAGAAGGCGGGUGAGGAAGUGACACCAGCGCACUUAGAGAUCAAUGAAAAGAAGAAUGAAAAGAAGAAGAAGAAGGAGAAUAAGGGGAACGAGGAAGAAAAAUUGGCGAAUUUGAAGAGCAAUGAGAAGAAGAAUGAGAAGGAUGAAGAGAAGAAGAAAAAGGGCGGGGCACAUUGUGGAUACAAUUUUCCAAUGAGCAGAAUAGAGAGGAUUGUACGGAGCGAUUGCGACGAUGUCCGUAUCUCCCAAGAAGCCCUCUUUCUCAUCAACAAAGCUUCUGAGGAGUUCCUUCAACAAUUUGUUAAUGAUGCAUAUGCAUGUUCAGUUAAGGAUCGCAAGAAUUAUGUUUCUUACAAGCACAUAGCAUCAGCAGUUAGCAAAUGCAAGAGAUUUGACUUUCUAUCAGAUUUUGUUCCUGAGAGAGUAUCUGCUGAGAAGGCUUUAGCAGAGAGAUCAGCUAAGACAUGAGCUUGGGCCUUCAAAGAUCCAUCAAAUAUGUGCAUUUUAUCUGUAUGCGAUCUGGCUGAUGAGCAAAAACAAGAUUUCCUUCAUGCAUUAACAAAAUUUCCUUUGUGCAUUUCCAUGUAGCUCAGAAGGAUCUCAGUUUUGGUGGACCACACAACAUUUAAUUGAUGCAGUUUCUAUGCUUGUUGUAUCAAGUGCAUAUUUCAUUGAAGAACAAUAAUUUUUAAUAUUUUAGCCUCAAUUAUGGUAAGGGUGGAUUUGUGUGUA